Molecule: messenger RNA, 1521 nt
Organism: Saprolegnia parasitica CBS 223.65
Lineage: Eukaryota; Oomycota; Saprolegniomycetes; Saprolegniales; Saprolegniaceae
Exons: 7
Coding region: 1-1521 (506 amino acids)
Biological process (GO): protein N-linked glycosylation
Cellular component (GO): endoplasmic reticulum membrane
Molecular function (GO): dolichyl pyrophosphate Man9GlcNAc2 alpha-1,3-glucosyltransferase activity
Source: RefSeq, a predicted model, not a curated record
AUGUGGUCGACCUUGGAAGCGCAAGGCCUGCAGGCGUCGGGCGCCGCGCUCGUCGUCGUCGUCGCGCUCCUCGUGCGCUGGCUCGUCUCGCUGCAUCCGUACUCGGGCAUGGGCCUGAGUCCGAUGUUCGGCGACUACGAAGCCCAGCGCCAUUGGAUGGAGCUCACGUUCCAGCUGCCUGUGUCGCGCUGGUACCAUUACGACCUCUUGUACUGGGGCCUCGACUACCCGCCGCUGACGGCGUACGUCUCGUACGUCUGCGGCGCGGUGGCUAGCAUAGUCGAGCCUGCGCUCGUGGCCUUGGACGCGUCGCGCGGCUACGAGACCGUGACGAGCAAGGUGUACAUGCGGGCGACCGUCCUCGCCUGCGACCUCGUCGUCUUCAUACCGUCGCUCGCGCUGCUCGCCAAGUGCAUCUAUCACAAGCAGUGGAUGCUUCGCAUGGAGCUGCUCAUGCUCAUGCUAUUGCAGCCCGCGUUCAUCUUGAUUGACCACGGCCACUUUCAGUACAACAACGUGUCGCUGGGCUUGACGACGCUCGCAGUUGCGUGCAUUUUGCGCGAUUAUAACUUUGUCGGCGCCAUUUGCUACUGCCUCGCGCUCAAUUUCAAGCAAAUGUCGCUCUACUACGCGCCGGCCAUCACGUUCUACCUCUUGGCCAAGUGUUGGUAUGGCCCUCGCUUCCUAUCCCUCUUUGCCACGCUUGCGACGGCUGUUGUGCUGACGUUCUCGCUGCUCUGGGCGCCGUUUUGCGUCGUCUCGGCUACAACCUGCGUCGACGGCCUUGCCCAAGUGCUGCACCGCAUUUUCCCCAUCGGACGCGGCCUCUUUGAAGACAAGGUGGCCAACGUCUGGUGCUGCCUUGACCUCUUCCUCAAGCUGCGGCAGCGCGUCGCCAGUCAGGAGCACCUCGUCUACCUCUGCACGCUCGCCACGCUUCUCGCCUUUCUCCCGUCCAUUGUCGACCUCCUUCGACGACCACCGAGCCGCACGCGCUUCUUCCUCAGUCUCUUCAACUGCUCGAUGGCCUUCUUCCUCUUCUCGUAUCAAGUGCACGAAAAGUCCAUUCUGCUGCCGCUCCUGCCCAUGACGUACUUGCUGUCGGAAGCGUCGCUGGUCGCGAGCCACUUUGGGGCUGUCGCGACCUUUAGCAUGUACUUUUUGCUCGUCAAGGACGGACUCUUUGUCCCGUAUGUGGCCGGCAGCCUCGGCUACGUCUGCUUUGGCAUCUACCCGUACCUCACGUCGUCGCGGUUGCAUGCAACGGUCAACGUCUCGGCGCCCGGUAUCGAUACCGACGGCCGCGCUGGCAACGCAUCUUCGUGCUCGUACGACGUGUCGCUUUGCGGUAUGCUCGUGCUGCACUUGGUCGCUGCGAUCGUGCCACCGCCCGCCAAGUACCCGCACGUCCACCAGUACCUCUUCGCGCUCUACUCGUGCGCUCACUUUGUGCUUGCGCUCGUCUACACAACGUACUGGCAGUGGACGCUCCGAGACGUCGCCAAGGGCAAGACGGACUAG